Messenger RNA from Melitaea cinxia (Glanville fritillary), 1374 nucleotides. RefSeq names its product serine proteinase stubble. Bases 1 to 1320 code for a protein of 439 amino acids. NCBI's taxonomy places the organism in Eukaryota, Metazoa, Arthropoda, Insecta, Lepidoptera, Nymphalidae. The transcript is spliced from 8 exons. Gene Ontology annotation, biological process: proteolysis. The record is from RefSeq and is a predicted model, not a curated record. Gene Ontology annotation, molecular function: serine-type endopeptidase activity.
AUGUCAACGGUGAGCCAGGAGAAUUCAUGGAAAACCAUACACUAUUAUGGAAAUCAUUUAAAUAACAAUAGAAGUUCGUACACGGAUAAAGUUUUGAAGAAACGAAAAAAUGUUUAUGACGUGACAAAAUGGCGGACUAAAGCAAGAUGGCGGAUGACGGAAAGGAUGUUAUUAAUGUUUAUGAUUUUGAAUGUUUUGCGAGUGACUCACGGAGAAAGUCUAACAAGCCGUGUUCUGGCCUCCAUUCUGGGUUAUCCCAGUACAUGCAAUGUUGGUGCAGAAGUGAGACCUUGCACCUUGUCUCUUACCUGUUGGCUACGAGGAGGAGUUAGGGUUAGGGGUUGUGGUAGUGGCUGGCUGUUCUCAUGCUGUAUAGCAGCUGAGCCGUCAAGAAAUGAUUUUGAUAACACGAUACCCUCUUCGGAUUGGAGGUAUGAGUACAAAGUCGUACCGCCGAAGUUGCGUCAAGUUCCACAGCGGAGCGUGGUUCCUACUAAUGUGUUUCGACGAAGAGUUGACGAUGAUAUUAGUCAGGUGGACUGUGGUCUACCGGCUACAAGAAUUUUACAAAAAAGAAUUAUUGGGGGCAGAGAAGCGAGAUUUGCGGAGUUUCCUUGGCAAGCGCAUGUCAGAAUAUCUGAGUUUCAGUGCGGCGGUGUAUUGGUAUCGAGAUGGUACGUCGCAACAGCUGCACAUUGUGUGUCCCGAGCUCGAACGCGUGACAUUGCGGUGUGGCUCGGUGCCUUGGACACUACUGCUGGUACCCAUACUGCGAGAAAACUUGGGGUUGUCCAGAAAAUUCUUCAUCCGCUGUUCCAAUUCCGUAUUACACAGCCCGAUAGAUACGAUAUUGCCCUUCUCAAGCUGUCUAGACCGAUUAUAUAUACCAGCCACAUCUUGCCGAUUUGUCUACCGGAUCUGGACCUUGAAUUGCGAGGAAAGUCAGGCGUUAUAGCCGGAUGGGGAAAAACUGAUGCCAGUAAUGGUCAUACUGGCACUAACUUACUGAGAUCUGCUACUGUUCCUAUUUUAAGUACAGAACAAUGUAUUACCUGGCACCAAAGCAAGCAGAUCUUAGUUGAAAUUCACUCUGAAAUGAUAUGCGCCGGCCAUUCAGAUGGCCACCAAGAUGCUUGUUUGGGUGAUUCCGGGGGACCUUUAAUAGUCCUGGACAGCGGAAGGUAUUAUUUAGUUGGCAUCACAUCCGCUGGCUUCGGCUGCGGCGUGGACCACCAGCCGGGGAUCUACCACAACGUGAAGACCACCGCCGGCUGGAUCAAAGAAAUUAUCAGUCCAACUUCUAACUUCAUUGAUUUUUAGUUCCACACAAAAGACAUUUAAUUUAAAUUAGAAAAGAAAUAGAACUUUGUUUAA